Lathyrus sativus (Indian pea) is the source of this 279-nucleotide messenger RNA. The record is from the annotation of a GenBank genome assembly. Lineage: Eukaryota; Viridiplantae; Streptophyta; Magnoliopsida; Fabales; Fabaceae.
AUGCUUAAAGAUAAUAACAUUAAUUGGAUUGAAGACGAUGAAGAAAUAAAAACUAUGUUUCAUAUUCACUUCAAAAAUAUCUUCACUAUGAAGCUUAAUACAUUUGACUGGAUCCAUAUUGUUCAAAGGUUCCUUAAUUUGAACAAUAGUACCUCCAGGUUCUUAAGUUCUGAGUUACAUAACACUGAGAUAAAGCAAGCUCUCUUUUAUAUGGCGCCUUGGAAAUCCCUUGGGCCUGACGAUUUUCUUGCGGGGUUCGAUAAAAAAAACUUGGAAUAA